Lepisosteus oculatus (spotted gar) is the source of this 10082-nucleotide messenger RNA. RefSeq names its product fibroblast growth factor 11a (gene fgf11a). Gene Ontology annotation, molecular function: growth factor activity; sodium channel regulator activity. The record is from RefSeq and is a predicted model, not a curated record. Gene Ontology annotation, biological process: regulation of voltage-gated sodium channel activity. NCBI's taxonomy places the organism in Eukaryota, Metazoa, Chordata, Actinopteri, Semionotiformes, Lepisosteidae. Gene Ontology annotation, cellular component: cytoplasm; nucleus.
CACAGCCGCUUGAUCCUGGCGCUUGCUGCAAAGGGGAUGAGGAGCUGUACUUUGACUGUGGAGCCAUGCACAGCUCAGCUCAGCUCAGUGAGCCUGAAACGAAAGGCAACUAAAUCAAGCCAAGUAGGUGCCCGAGCUGCAUGCUUCGAGCCUCCCUCUCCUUUUCCUGAAGGACAACUGGAUGCUUCAGUCUCGGAGUUGCACAUAUCUUGAAGCUUUUCUGACUCUGAGGGGACCCAGUUCCACUACUGCCUCAGAAUGUCACCUUCUGCCUGAGCUCCCUGGAAUUUACAAAGACAGCAUGACAGGGGAAUCGAUCUUAUUACCCUUUUAUUUUUGCCUCCGUCCUCGGAUUCAAAUUCACAGAAUGAAUUUGCCUUUGGAGGAGAAAAUCCAAACCGCAUUGGCUGCUUGCUUUUCUUUUUGUCCCGGGGAGUAAAGAACAGUUUUAUUUUAAAACCCUGUGGAAAACUUUAGUGUGUGGGGUUAGGCAGAUUCCUAUGCCAAGGGCUCGGAUGUAGGGAUUCAUGCGUCUUUGGUGUUUUUUUUCUUUUGUUUGAUUUGGGUUUUUUUGUGGGUGAUGUGACUUUUCAGAUCUCCUUCCCCAUCUGCCAGAAAGGUCCAGCUGCCCUCUUGUCUGACCCCUCUCCCCUCCUCCUUCCCUCCCCAACGCCCACCAGGAAAGGCCUUUGGGAGCUCUUGUCUCCCCCCCCCCAUCACCCUCCAAAAAUGGCGGCGCUCGCCAGUUCCCUCAUUCGGCAGAAACGAGAAGUCAAAGAGGCCCAGACCAAUCGGCCCAUCUCCACCAAGAGAAAAGCUUGCACGCGAAGCAACAAGUCGCUGUGCCAGAAACAGAUCCUCAUCCUCAUCUCCAAGGUGCGUUUGUGUGGAGGUCGGCGGGGGCGACUCGAGAAAAGACCAGAGCCCCAGCUGAAAGGCAUUGUCAGUCGCUUGUACUGCAGACACGGCUUCUACCUCCAGUUGCAGCCUGAUGGGACAAUAGACGGUACCAAGGAUGAAGCCAGCUCCUUCUCUCUGUUCAACCUGAUUCCAGUGGGGCUUCGCAUUGUGGCCAUCCAGGGAACAAAAACGGGCUUCUACAUUGGCAUGAACAGUGAAGGCUACCUCUACACCUCAGAGCAGUUCACGCCGGAAUGCAAGUUCAAGGAGUCUGUGUUUGAGAACUACUACGUCACCUACUCCUCCAUAUUGUACAGGCAGAGAGAGUCGGGUCGGUCCUGGUACAUCGGCAUCAACCGUGAUGGUCAGGUCAUGAAGGGCAAUCGGGUCAAAAAGACUAAGGGCGCGGCUCACUUCCUGCCCAAACUAAUCGAAGUGGCCAUGUACCGGGAGCCCUCUCUACAUGAUGUGGCAGAGCAGAGCCCACCACGGAAGACCGCCAAAACGUCAAACUCUCCUGUGCUGCAGAACGGCAGGAAAGACCUGCCCAAAAAAGAAAUGUUGUAGCCCCAAGAGGGGGGCUGGGCAGUCUUCCUGAGGAAGAAGGGCCUAUAACCCAUGCUCGAUUGGGGUAGUGAUCAGAACCACCCAGUCCUAGUCCACUCUCUGCAUUAGGUACAUCGGUGAAAGUCCAAGGAACCUGAAACAGGGAGUGUUGGCCAGGCGCUGACUGAAUGUCUGGGUCAUCAAUAAUGGUGGCUGUUCCAGUGGAGCAGCCCAGUGGACAAUUCCAGCCUUUCUCCAAGCUUUUGAGGAAAAGUCAUUUUGCUAGGACUAAACUAUCCUCACUAACAUCACAGAACAGACACGGCCAAGAGGAAAUCCACCAAAGAUCUUUUAUUUUCCUAACCCGAUUAGGGCCACCCAUGUUAUUCGAUGGUCUUUAAAUGUCUCACGUGCUGCUGUUUUUAAAAGAAAACAACUUCCUUUCAGGGAUGUGGAACGUUUUAUUGCCUGUGGGCCCACAUUCCUGGGGAGACCACAUUCCCGUGGUUCAAUGCAUUAAUAAAAUGGGAUUGUUUUGGAUGCUCCAGAGGAUGACUCAGUGUAAGCGAGUUGGCAUUUUUAAUAUGAAUUUCACUUCCCUCAUUCUUUUUUUUUAAGUUCAAAAGCCCACUCCAGCAUUUUGAGAGGACAGAUUUGUUUAAAUGAAAUACAUUAAAAUGAUCCAAAUUUGAGUUUUCUGAAAACCAGGAAGAAAAUUGUCACACUCACCUGUGGUCACUAAGAUCUUGUGGUAGGCGAAGGAAAACAGGAAUGCCUAAGUAGGUGGCUUUAAGUUCACGGAAGUGCAGUAGGGAACAGACCAGAUAUAAUAAGGAAAGCUGGCUGCAGAUUAAUGGGGAGCAGAGACUAUGAUAUCCUGUAAGACUGUCUUACUCAAAAGAGUACAAUACAUUCAAAUGCAGGUAUUUACACCCGAUUUAAAAAGUGCAACAAUGCUGCAUUUCUCAAUGAAGGUUACCUCUUGAGACCCAUUCCUUAUUAACAAGUGUUUUUGCAAAAUCAUUUCACCAUAACACAGCUAAAGCUGUUGACUUGGAACCACCACUUAACAGCUAUUUAACAUUAACAACAACAAGGAACAUCUGCGAUUACAUAUUUUUAUAUACAGUAUAGGUCAAUAUGCAAUUUUAACUAUGAAGUGGCAAUUCUACAAGGUGAGCCUGCAAAAAGUAGCCCUCUGAGGAAUGAAAGAGCAAUCAUCCACACAUCACUACACAUGUGAAUAAUGGUGUAGGUUUAGUGUAGAAAUUCUUGUUUCAAAUUAAUUUUGAAAGAGUAUCCACAACAGAAUAGCUCUGUAUAGCUGUGGUUCUCACUAUGCACUCCAGUUCUCUCUGUGGUCGACAUUUCUGUUUCUUUAAUUUGAUUGAAAUGGCUACUUUUUCUGACACAGCCUGUGUGAAUUACUGCUACUGCUAACAUCUGUCAUUAUGAUGCAUUUUAUGCCACUUAUGUCCAGUUUUACUUGUUUGCUCCUGUUCUGUGUCACUUCCAUAUAUAUGACUGAUUCUAAAAUGCUUUGUGUUCUACUAUAAAGACAAAAAAUAUUUUUUGUGGAAAAUAGUGGAAUAGUGGAAAAUAUUAUUUGAUUUCACUUGAACUACUACUGUCACAUAACAAUUUUACAUUAUUUUCUGUUUAGAACUGCACUCUUUAAUAAUGUUGAAGAAGUUUGAAAAUACUGCUUCAUUUUUUGGGGGGGGGCAACUCAUAUCUAAGAUAAAUUGUGUUUGAUGGUAAUUUUCCCUUGGAACGGAAGAUUGCUCAUUAUUCUUCAUACUAACAAUAACAUGAGUAGGAGAUUGUUUCUGUGGUAACCAUGUGUCUUUUUCUGAAAGGGAUUUACAGUAAAUACAGAAUCUCAGUGAUCUCAAUCUCUCUGUUCAUCUUAUUGAUUUAGAUUCUCAAGUCUUUCACUUUUAUUCUAAAGCAUAAACCUGUAAAUGGAGAGUUUAGUACUUCUAACUUUAAAGAUAUUUAACUGACCUUCCAACAGGCCUUUCAUGUAUUAACAUGUGGUGAAAAAAAAAAAGAUUUAUCAUGACCACAAAAUUUAUAUUUAAUUAGCUUCUGUUAUUCUUACUUAAUAGCCAAUAAUCCAUACUGCUGCUCCUAAAAGAACAUGGUGUCUUCUAUUUUUGAUCCAGACAAUUUCUUAGUCCUAGGCUAUAUUGAAUUCACUUUUCAGUCUGGGAUAUACACUAUUUUCAAACUGGGUUUUUAAAAAAUUGAAAGCAACUUGUAGUUGGUAUCAACACUGUAACCAAUUUAGGGGUUUCUAAAUUGCCCAUGUUCUGAUGAGUUAAUUAAAUUUAAACCAAUCGGAUAUUAAGGAAAAUAAAAAGGCCCUUAUUGUGGGAGUAUUACAUGUCUUGUCAUUCUGCUUAGUAAAUUUAAUAUAGGUUGGUUAACUAUUAAGAUCUUGUUGAGACAGAAAUAAGGGUAUGAACUCUGAGAUUGCCUAAAAUGUUGCAUGUUGAUUAAAAAUACACUUGAAAUUGACAGAAAAGUCGAACAAAAUCCAACAAACGUGCGAGUUACACAGAACCAGCGCUGGAGAUAGUGCACUGAGCUUUCGUGAAACAGAGAGGCCACUCCUGUUCCAAGAUUGAUGUUCUGUUAAUUAUUUUUGUAAGCUAAGUACGUGUUUUUAUUAAAGGUUAGAACUCUCCAAUAUAUCCCACUUCAGCUUUUAUCUAUCUUAAUUGUAUUACUGGAAUGAGCUGGCUACUGUAAGAAGACUAUAUAAGCAACUUCAAGAAUACUGCUAACUACUCCUGGUUGAGGUGGGAUUCUUUGUUCAAGAAAGCAAAAUGUUAGCUAACCUCAUGUUUAGAGUCUCAGAUUUGGAGUUAAAAUAUAUGUUUUGUUUUUGGUUACAUUGCACUGUAUGUUCUUCUUUAAUGCUUUCAGAAUCACUUUCAUCAGGAACAUCUCAGCUACUAAGCAAGAUUAACUUUGAACUCCCAAUUUCUAAUGACUUGCCAUAGGCUUGGCCCAGUGUGAUCUGGCAGGAUCUGACUAUUGAAGAUAAAACCGACCAGAGAUAGUUCAUGCACUCUACAAUACUAGAUGUCCUGCAGAAAGGAAAUGUGGGAAUUGGAACUUAGUCUUAUUUUUCAUUCUGUAAUUACACUGUGAAUGUGGAAGUCUUGAAACUGUGAAAACUAAAAUAACACAUAAAGUGCAAGAGGUGAAAGUGGCAUGUCAUGAAAUACAUACUGUCCAUAAUGCAUGUGGAGGCUCUUUGCAUUUAUACUGAAUUUAAAAUAAGUCUUGGAUUAUUUUGCCUAGUUUUGUCAUUCUGUUUCUAUCAUUUUUCAUGUUACAGACAUAUCAUAUAUUGAAGGAUAAUCCUAGGAAAAUACUUUAUAUUAACAAAGGAGCCCAAAGCUUUUGUUAGGAACAGUAGCUGGUUAGACAGCAGGAUGACUACAUCUCUUUCAUUAGCAAUUUCUGUGCCAUCUUAGGAAUUUAGUACCAAUCUUCUUAAUGUUUCAGUUUGCAUCUGGGUCUAAAGUCUGGACUGAUCUGAUCAUGACCACGUCUCCCUCACAUGCAUGGACUCCACCACACCUUUGUACUCAGGUGUGUCCUAGUUGAGUAAAAUUAGAAAUCUAUCUGCUUUUCCUCUUCAUGUCCUUUCAAGACUCCAUCAAGGGGUCCUCUUCAUCAAAGCAAAGUGAGUUAUGGGAAUGAAACCUAAGGGCUAUCAUUAUAAGGGCAGCAUAUAUACUGUAUAUGCAUGUGUAACAGUGGGUUCUUUUUGUGUUUUGUGAAAAAAAUGUGGUAGCUUGUUGUUUGAGUGCAUAUUUGAUUCCUUCCAGGCCAAAGUACCAGUUAAAGCCAUUAGUCAGGUUUUGAAGCCAUUGAAUAUUAAACAGGCACAACUCAGAAGACUGAACAAUAGGAAUGUGUCCUGUUUGUGGAAAGCUAGGAACAUUCCCUUUGGUGCUUAGUAAAUUGGAACUUCAGAUGAAAAGAUUUUUUUCCAGCACUGCUGACAGUAAUGGCUUCACCUCUGUAUCCUUUUCUUGUAAAUUUAGUUGAAGAGUCUGUUUUGAAUUAAUGGCUAUCUAUGUGUCAGGCGACACACAGUAAAUGAGGUAUUCCGUUAUACCUUUAUAUGUCCAAAGGGAAUGUGUAUAUUUUAGAUGUAAAGUGGCCUUGCGGGCAUUGUGACACAUUCAGGUGCUUUGGAAUAACAAAAGCAAAAGUCAAUUAUUAGUUCUUUCUUGGUUUACUUUUUCAGGACUUCCAGAGCUCUGCUUGGUAACUGUAACUCUAAACAGCAUUGAAGAUCAGCUUGUUCAAGGGUUGAGUUAGUGUAGUGGUUUCAAAGCUGGCAGGCUUCACUCAGCCUGUUACAUUUUGUUUCUUGUUUCAGUAAAAACGCGUGGAGGACACCUGAGGAGUCGCACACUGCAGGGUCGCAUGGACACUCAGAUAAGAAGCGUUGGGACGGGUUGUGACAGCCUUGAAAAGGCCCUGCCAUUUCUUUAGAUAGUGCUAAUAAAGGUUGAAAAUGUAAUGCCAGUUCUUAUUUCAAGAAGGAAAAACAAGAAGCUUCAACUGCGCAUGAUGUUCUAGAAACACUGAAAAUUAUGCUUCAACAAUAAUAAUUAUACAGUAGAAAAAAUGUAAAUUGAACUUUUUAUUGUUGAAGGCACACAUUUCCAUAGGAUGAGUUUUGUGUUUGACCUCUAGAAGGAACUGUGUUAUAAUUUCGUGUGUACCAUACACUUUGAUUAUUAUAGCAGGAAAUCUAUUAACCAAUUUUAUAAAGAUUGAGGCUAUAGAUCUUGAAUCAGAUACAUGUCAGAAUGAUAGGAUGCAGAAAACCAACAUUAUGGCACAUGCAGAAACAUCUGGAUUCCCAUCACAUUAGAAAUUGCUCAAAGGCCUCACUGACCUACAGUAACAGUUUUAAGUAGACAAUCAUGUUUAGAGUUACAUUCACCAUUACUGUUUCAAGUUCUAAAAAUCCUUGUAAAAAUAAGAGCUUGAAGUUUUGCUAGUUUUAUUAGUGUAAUGUGAUCCUCUUAAAUCCCAGAUUUUCUGUCUUACAGUAGCAGUAUUUUAUUUUCUUAGGUAUGCACAAAGUCCCAGGAGAGUGUCUGUCCAUACUCAAAGUGCAGACUUCUCUGCCACCUCUCAAGUCAAACCAUGCCCCAGGACAUCCACACCACCGUUUAUGAGACUGUCUCUUGAUUGUUAGCGUUCAGCUAAAGUGCAGAUGUUUUGAAGUGUUAGAUGGGUUUGCAGUGUUCUGAUGAAUGUCAUGGUGGAGCUGCAGGUGGUUUAUUGUGUGCUCUAGAAGUCAUGUGAAGAAGAUUGACUGUGGUGCACUUUGAGCACUGGCCCCAAGAUAACUGGGCUCACAUCCGUCACCGGUGAAUUUUCCCCGGAAAUUAACCUCUGUAGCUGGUGAAGGCUUGGUCAGAUAAUUAUCCAUGUUCUUCCCUUCUGUUGCAGAGUUAUGACUACCAUUUGAUCUUCUGUCAUACUUUCCAAAUGAAUGAUGAGAAAAAAUUGCAUUUCGGGAAUUUCUAUUAGGUCCAUACUAUAUGUGGAUGAUUCAUAUUUGAACCUCUGAGUGCCCAAUCUGCCCAAAUGGACGUUAGCCUCAUUAUUUUAAUAUGCCAGUGACAAGGUGCAUCAAACCCCUUAACUUUUUCUCGGGAGUACUUUUUGAUUUCAAGUGUGUUCCAGAAUGCAGAAGAACAGCCAUCCAUUUUCUAAGCGGUUUAUCCAAUAAAAAGGAAGGACACACACAGACACAAACACACACUCACGUCAGGGCCAAUGUUCCCAAAAGCAAGUUAGCCUCCCAGUGCGUAGGUUAAUUACAUAGAGAAUUCACAUUGAGAGCACCCCAGGUUCCUAUUUGAUAUAUUUUAAAAUAAGAAAAAAUAAUAAUUUGGGGCAACUCAGUAAUUUAAAGAACUGAAUUUGACCUGGAGACUUAAAGAGAUUCUGUUAAAUGAACUGAUUAUAUAUAUACACCCAUAUCGUUUAGAUAUAGAAUAUGUCCACAAAACACCAAAGAAAGAUUACUCUUACACAACACAGUCCUCUCUUGGGAAUCUGUAUUUUCUGCAAUGUCUACAAAGAAAGCAUGAUUACACCAAUAGCUAAUUUGACUGUUUUAUAUAAGUGUUACUAAUGACAAAACUCCAUUGAAAUACAGUAGUUUCAAUAAAUGCUGCUUAUAAGGUCUGGGUAUGGUCUUAUAUAGAUUAACAUACAGUACAUAUUUAGAUAAUGGAAAUCCACAUACAUGUACAUACAGUAUCUGGCUUACUAUUAAAUAAUAACUCUAGGUUCUGAAAAGUGAUGCUGACAAUAUAAUAUAACUGCAGUCAACUUCUGCUGAAGGCUUAAGGCAGUUAUAAUAUUUUAGAUGCCAGGAAGGAAUGAAAAGGGAAAUCACAGCAGUUACAGUCCAUACUGUUUAAUUUCCUCCAGCUACUGUAUAUGUUACUGGUUUAACCUGACAUGUCCAUAGUUCCAAAUAAACAAGUGGGACCUAAAAUAUCACAGCACCAAACAAUUUAGAUUAUGUUUGCACCCUGUUCAAAGCUUAUCAUGUGCCAGCAAUGCAUUAAGAUUUCACUAUAUAUAUAUGAAAAUGUCAGCACUCACUUUAUAUUGUUUUUACUAAUAUAACAUAAUGUAUCUGACAUCCACAAUAAAAGUUUUCCCUUCCUGAUUUAACUAUUUAAGUUAUUUGAGGUAAUUUUAGGAUUUUAGAGGCAAAUUUAGAAACCAUGUAAUGCAGAAAAAAGUUAUUUUGUAUCUUACUGACAAAAAGUAUAAAUACAUGAACUCCCCUCCCCACAGAGAGACAUUCCCACCUCCCAAAACUAGGAAUGCAAUUAAAUAUUGUCAUUGCUGGAGGAAAUAGCAGGAUAUUUGUUUUGUUUUGGUAAUCUUCUGUGCUUCUAAAAAAAACUAAACACGAGCAAGGCUAGCAAUAAUUUAAAUAAGUUCAUUUUUUGUUUACAGUAUGUAUUUAACAAUAGCUCAAUUACAAUGAGCAACAGAGGAGGCCUUGAAGCUGUAUGUUUAUGUAGAAAUAGCACAGAACCUAUGUUCUUCAACGAAACAAACCUCCCUGCCUGUACUUCAGUAUGAGGGUCUUGAAUAUGUUUUUAAAGACCUCUCAUGCUCGUUCAGGUGACACUGUGCCAGAAGGGGUUGCGAGAUGGAUGAGAGACACAGAAAACUCAGAUGGCCUUUACCUACCCAUUAUUUCUACCAAGUAAAAGCCUGCUUUAAAAUGUUUGGAACAGCUGUUGAGUGAUUUUGGAUGUCUUGUUGAGCAGUAAAAGCUGCAAGAAAAGUGCUACUUUCAGCUUUUAAGGCUGUAUCGGUUUGGCAGUGCAGUAAGACAUUCUGAGGUUCAAGCAAAGAUCGUAGGCCACGAAAAUCAAUUCAAUGUGGUGGCAAUUAAUGGAGAAACGAAUUGAAUUCAAAAUCAUUUCAUUUGGGUUCUAAUACUAGUGCUAUUUUUCCCCAGUGGAUACUUUGUAGGAUUGUAGGACACAGUGAAGAAGACCUGCAAGUCAUGCCUUGAAAGUUCAGCAUUCAAUUAUUGUUUAUGGGAUGAGAAAACUUCUGUAGGACGAACUUGGAUGUAAGUCUGAGCUCACAUAUACUCAAUUGCCUGAGUGAUGAGAUAAUCUAUAUAUUGUAUCUUCUAUAUAAAUAUAAUUUGAUAUUUUCCUACAGUUGCAGAGGUGCACACAUUUUAAAUCAAUAACAAGAUUGUUGUUACAGUACAUCCUGCAUUGGUGUAACCAAAUAGCUGAUCACAUCCUAACUACUGAUCAGUUAUAAAUAGCAGGCACCUGGGACUGACCAGACUAGACAGGCAUGCAGUCCCUAAUAUACACAAAAGAUUUUGAGGAUCAUUCGGUUGAAAGUACUGUAACUGAUAUUGGGUGGUUUGUUUGUUUGUUUGUUUUGAUUUUGAGCAUGAACAGGAACUAUCUGCAAUCGCCUCUUUGUACCUUAAUCACCAGAAUGGCUUUGACUGCAGUGAGGACGUCAUGAUUACCAGCAAACAGGAAUAAUCGGGGUUCAGUUUUUCUCUGGAUUCCACAACCCCAGAACUUCCAGCCAGCCAGCCCCUACUAACUCCCACAGUCAGAAUCGACUAUGCUGCACUCAUCAAUCCAGGUUACUGCUAUCAAGUCUUCCAAACUCUGAGGUCUUCCAAACAGUAUACCAGUCUCCUAUUGGAGGCACAAACUAAGGGACAGGAGCUCUCCGAACGCGUGUGUGUAAAGGAUGUUCUCUGUUUUGACUUGAAUGCAGAUCAUUCUGCAAAACCACACAGAGGCUGACAGAUUUGUCAUAUUGACUUAAUGACUAUCCUAUGAACAUAGAACAUUUUUUUCAGAGGAAUAAAAGAAUGAACAAAAAAAUCUAUAUGAUCUUGAGAUGCAUGCAUGCACUGACAUUACAGAAAACAAGAGAAACCAGUCCAAGGUAAUGAUUAAACCCAAACUCCUUCCCCUGACUGCAUUUGAUCUCUGAUCUGUAUUUAUUUCUAAAUAAUGUUACACAAAUCAAUGCGAUGUAAUAUUGGAUAUUAUUGAAUAAAAAUA